CCACAAGCAAGAGAGUCAAGUGCUCACUGUUUUAGCAACAAAGCAAAUUAAGGUUAGAAGCAUGGCUGUAACGCUCAACUACUUUGCCUUUCAAUCCAUUCCUUCAGUUGCUCUUCUACCUGCAAGUGCUAAGAGAUCUCCCAUGUUUUCUAUGACUUCCACUCUGUACUCCAACUCUAAAGGGAAAGCAAUGUCUUUAGGUCAUGGUAAUGUUAACGCAGUCUAUCCCAUGCUACCAGAAAAGGUUGAAAUCUUCAAAUCCAUGGAGGAGUGGGUCAAGAGUGACAUCUUAACUCUCCUAAAAUCUGUUGAAAAAUCUUGGCAACCACAAGACUUUUUGCCAAAUCCUACCUCAUAUGGAUUCGUUGAGCAAGUCAAUGAACUCAGGGAGAGAACAAAGGACAUUCCGGACGACUACUUUGUUGUCCUAGUUGGCGAUAUGAUCACGGAAGAAGCCCUUCCAACUUACCAAGCACUUAUCAAUGGCACGGAAGUUUUUCACGAUGAAACGGGUAGCGAUAACACACCUUGGGCAACAUGGGCAAGGGGAUGGAGUGCAGAAGAAAACAGGCAUGGUGAUCUUCUCAACAAAUACCUCUAUCUUUCCGGACGAGUGGAUAUGAAACAAGUCGAGAAGACAACACAAUAUCUAAUUGGAUCAGGAAUGGAUGUUGGCACUAGGACAAAUCCCUACUUUUUUACUAUCUACGCAUCGUUUCAAGAAAGAGCAACAUUUAUCUCCCAUGGAAAUACAGCCAAGCUUGCCAUGAAGCACGGGGACGAAAAGCUUGCCCAAAUAUGUGGCACAAUUGCCGCAGAUGAGAAGCGCCAUGAAACUGCUUAUACCAAAAUAAUUGGGAAGCUUUUCGAGCUUGAUCCAAAUGAAACUGUCAUAGCCUUUGCCGACAUGAUGAGGAGGAAAAUAUUAAUGCCAGCCCACUUAAUGUACGACGGUUACGAUGAAAAUCUUUUUGAUCACUUUGCAAAUGUUGCCUCUCGGAUUGGUGUGUACACGGCCAGGGACUAUGGAAAUAUAUUGGAACAUUUGGUGGCUAAAUGGAACGUUGAAAAACUAAUUGGACUUUCAGGGGAGGGACGAGCAGCCCAGGACUAUGUAUGUGGAUUAGCUCAAAGAUUAAGAAGGUAGAGGAAAGAGCUCUAGCAAGGGCAAAAAAAGCACCCGCCGUUUCUUUCAGCUGGAUCUCUAGUAGGGAGGUGAAGCCAUAAUUAAGCAAAU
This is a messenger RNA of Corylus avellana, 1237 nucleotides long. Its product is annotated as stearoyl-[acyl-carrier-protein] 9-desaturase, chloroplastic. Gene Ontology annotation, cellular component: chloroplast stroma. Gene Ontology annotation, biological process: fatty acid metabolic process. The record is from RefSeq and is a predicted model, not a curated record. Lineage: Eukaryota; Viridiplantae; Streptophyta; Magnoliopsida; Fagales; Betulaceae. Gene Ontology annotation, molecular function: stearoyl-[ACP] desaturase activity.